UUACAUGUCGAAAAGGUGAUGUUAUGAUAUCUUCCGCUAGAUGUCGCUGCUGGAAACCGGCCGCGGCGGACCAGGCCGCCAGUACAUGGCGCCGUGGGCGUCGCUGGGAGGUGGUGGCGCCACCUACGUGCCGGACAUGCCGCUGUGGGGCUGCGACACGCGUGCGGCAUGGGAGUCGCGCCUGCGCCACGACCUGCAGGCGGCCACGUGCGCUGGCGAGGAGUGUACCUGCGUGCUGGCCGACACCGACGCCUGUUCUGUGGAGGUGCUGUCGUCGCACGCGUUCCUGGUGGACCGCGCGGGCGCCCGCGGUCUCAGCGUCGUCUUCUCGCCGCUCGUCUCCGCCCUGGUCGAGUCGGUCUGCCGGGUUCACGAGACGGGCGCGCCGGCCCCGCUGGUGCUGCACCACCUGGAGAGUCAGCUGGCGCUGGUGACGUCGCGCGCCGCCGAGCUGGCCCAGUUCCUGAUCACCAGCAGUCUGACCACGCUGCGGGAGGUGACGGAGGUGCUGGACGUGGACUCAAACGACGUGCCGCUGCUGCUGUCGGCCGCCUCCGUGCUGUGCCCCGAGGUCACCAGCAAGUACGGCCUCUCCAUCCGGUGACGGUGUGCCUCGGCCGCCCGUCUAACGCGAUGGGGCAGUGACGGCCAGGCGCGUCUGCCACAGUGGCCUAUCUGCCGUCCAGUCGCAUUGUCCUCGGCGUCUGUGCGCCGGUGGACUGCCAUACCCGCGCAUCCGCUGCUGCCUCUGCGGCCCGCUGGCGCUGCGCGGGUUGACUGUCAGAGUCGUGUAUCUGCAGCCGCUGGCGGGUGACACUCACCGGCUGACCGCCGUAGUCUUCCGUCUGCCGCUGCUGCCCGGUGUCGCUUCCAGCCAACACGGCCCGGUGCGCCAGCCGCCUGGUGUUGUCGGGCGUGUGUGUACAGGCGCCGGUGCACGGCGAGAGCUGUGCCUGCCCGCUGGCCGCAGCGGUGUCUCCCCGCUGGCGGGAGCGAUGCCUCCCCGCCAGCCAGAGCGGUGCCUCCCCGCCAGCCGGAGCAGCGCCUCCCC
Pollicipes pollicipes is the source of this 1051-nucleotide messenger RNA. Its product is annotated as folliculin-interacting protein 2. NCBI's taxonomy places the organism in Eukaryota, Metazoa, Arthropoda, Thecostraca, Pollicipedomorpha, Pollicipedidae. Gene Ontology annotation, molecular function: ATPase inhibitor activity; protein-folding chaperone binding. Gene Ontology annotation, cellular component: cytoplasm. The coding region runs from base 41 to 604 and encodes 187 amino acids. The record is from RefSeq and is a predicted model, not a curated record. The transcript is spliced from 5 exons.